GCUGGAGGGGCCCGCUGCAGGAGUGUUGGAGACCGGGGGUGGAGAGUAUGAACGUCAUGCUUCGAGGGGUGUAUAUGUCGACUCUGAGACCAAGAGCACAACAGCUCCUGGAGAAGAGGAGCUCUCACCGGGAGCGCAUGCUGUACAGCGGGAAGAGGAGACUCAACACUGGCAGUCUCGCAGAGUGUUGGAGACCGGGGCUAGCGAGCAUGAACGUCAAGCUUCGGAGGGUGCGUCUGUCGACUCAGAGAGCAAGAGUACAGCAACUUCGGGGGGAAGAGGAGCUCUCACAAGAAGCGGAUGCUCUCCAACGGGAAGAGGAGACUCGACCAUGGCCGGCUCGCGAAGUGUUGAAGGGGCUCGACGCCGGAGUGUUGGUGACCGGGACGUCCGAAGAGGUUCUGCACAGUAAGUCGUUUGUGGCGACGACACAAGAGAGUGACGUUAAGGAAGGCGAAGAACCCGUGGUGGAAGGCGGUGUGGUGGCGGUCGGCAUCCUGAUGGAUCCAAAGCGGAAAGAUCAUGAUUCUCCGUCCACCCGCGGUGAAGAACAAGGUGAUCAAGCGUCUGUCCUCUGUACCGGUCGGGAAAUGGUACUUCAGGAAGCCAUCGAGUUGGGUAGCGACUUAGCUGCCACCGAGCUGUUAACGACUCAGCCUGCCACGUCAGCUACAGUGACACGUGAGCAGUGCCAUGUCAGCAGUGCCACGUCAGACACAGUGCCAUGUAAGCAGUGCCACGUCAGCAGUGCCACGUCAGCAGUGCCACAUCAGCAGUGCCACAUCAGCAGUGCCACGUCAGCAGUGCCACGUCAGCAGUGCCACGUCAGCAGUGCCACGUCAGCAGUGCCACGUCAGACACAGUGCCACAUAAGCAGUGCCACGUCAGCAGUGCCAUGUCAGACACAGUGCCAUGUCAGCAGUGCCACGUCAGCAGUGCCACGUCAGACAGUGCCACGUAAGCAGUGCCACGUCAGCAACAUGACGGGCUUGCCAGGCCAACUGCCCAACCAGUCCCUUGCAGCCUACAAGCAGCGGUUCCAGGCUCAGAUCGAGGCUGAGGAACAACGCCAGCUGGCAGCCGAGGCUGCCCGCGUACAGGCUGAAGAGGCAGCAGCGGCAGAGCAACUGCGGCUACAGGCCGAUGCAGACGCAGAUGCCCAGGCUCGCCGCAAGGAAGCCGAGGAUCUGCUGCAGCGGCAUGAAGCCAGCAGCAUCGACAGACUCGAGUUCUGGCACUUUGAACCGAACGGCGACGAUCCAACACCAGAAGAGAAGCAUAAGGAGUUUCUCUCCAAACUCGUGACACGGUUGUUGUACACUUGCAACUACCAACGGUCUGAGUUGGAGAAGCAGUACCAAGACCUGACGCAAGCUUCGCCGGAAUCUAUCCCCAGGGACUCGACGUCAUGGUCAAGACUUGAAGAGCUCGAUCUGUUGACGUUCACGGACUUCCAGUGGAUGCCCGUUCCCUCGACCGGACGAUUGCCGAAACCUCAUUGCAACGUGCUUAUGGCACAAUUGCGGGAUUACUUGCACGCUGUAGUACCCACUCCGUUGAUGGACGUCGAAGUAGAGGUUGUCGACCUUUACGCCCACACUGCGAAGAUCGACCGCGAGUUCAAGACGCAACGGUACGACGACAUCGACGCACCAUUGCUAUACGUACGCAUUCAGAACGGAGAGGCGACCUGCAGCGCCUUGAUCGAUUGUGGAGCCACUCGCAACUACAUCAGCCAGGACUUCAUGGUGCGCGCCGGCCUUGUCCCACGUGUCCGAAGGAAGUCCCAGCCUACGCAAGUCACGUUGGCAGACGAUCACACGCACAAGUCAAUCGACCGAUGCAUCGACGACGUCCCAGUGUACUUUGCCCCUCACGCAAGUGAGGCGGUGUCCUUCGACAUUCUGGACACCAAAUUCGACAUGAUCUUGGGCAUGUCAUGGCUGCGAAGCAAGGAUCACCCGGUGAACUUCUUCAACCGCACCGUUCACGUUCGUGAUCGGAACGGAGUAUUAGUUCCAUGCACGGUCCCUCUUCCUCAUCUUUCAAUCAGCUGCCACGCGGUAUCCGCCGCAAACAUGCGAGUUUCUAUCAUUAGAGACGACAUCGAGGAGAUGGGGGUGUGUUUUCUCCACGCCCUCCCGCCCCGAGACGCUUCAUCGACGGACUCAUCUUCGGAUCCACGCAUCACCGAACUUCUCGACGCCUACAGGGACGUGUUCGAAGGCUCGCACGGAGUAGUACCGGAUCGACCCAUCCGCCACGAGAUCAUCCUCGAGGACGGGGCCGUACCUCCGCGCGGUUGCAUCUACCGCAUGAGCGAAGAAGAGUUAAGUGUGCUCUGUGCACAACUCGACGACCUUCUAGAGAAAGGCUGGAUUCGGCCUACUUCAUCGCCAUACGUCAGGAACGCCGACCCUCUCCCACGCAUCGACGAUCUUCUCGAGCGACUGGGCGGCGCCAAGUUCUUCUCCAAGCUGGAUCUCAAGUCAGGGUACCACCAACUCGAGAUUCGCAAGAAAGAUCGCUACAAGACCGCGUUCAAGACACGGUAUGGGCAUUUCGAAUGGCUGGUCAUGCCAUUUGGCCUUACGAAUACCCCAGCCACUUUCCAAGCGGCUAUGACAAUGGAGUUCCGACACAUGCUGGAUCGAUACGUGCUUAUCUACCUCGACGACAUCCUGGUGUACAGCCGGAGCUUGGAGGAGCAUGUGGAACACCUGCACACCGUUUUGGAGCGGCUACGUCAAGCCAAGUACAAAGCCAACCGCGACAAGUGCGAAUUCGCGCGGCAGGAGCUGGAGUACUUGGGACACUAUGUGACGCCGCAAGGCAUCCGUCUGCUUGCGGACAAGAUCGAGGCCCUACGAGUACGGCCCGAGCCCACAAACACCACAGACGUUCGUUCAUUCAUGGGGUUGGGGGGCUACUAUCAGCGAUUCAUCAACGGAUACUCCAGGAUUGUUGCACCUAUGACGAGGUUACAGUCGCCAAAGGUGCCAUUCGUAUUCGAUGACGACACACGCCGGUCAUUCCAAGCAUUUAAGACGACCAUGCUCAUGGCACCCGUCCUCUGCAUCUAUGACCCCACUCUGCCGACGAGAGUGACUACGGACGCUUCCCGCUACGGCAUUGGGGUAGUCUUGGAACAGCACGAUGGCGACGACUCGCACCCUGUGGAGUAUUUCAGCCACAAAGUGUCUCCCAUCAAGUCGCUUGAUGAUGCAAGGAAGAAGGAGCUACUCGCUUUUAUCAUGACUCUCAAGCGAUGGCGGCACUUCCUCCUUGGGCGUCGUAGGCUCACAUGGGUUACGGAGAACAAUCCAUUGACCUACUACAAGACGCAGGAUACGGUGAGCAGCACGAUCGGACGAUUGAUGUACUUCAUCGAUCAGUUUGACUUCACACCGAAACAUCUACCCGGCCUCUCAAAUUGCGCAGCAGAUGCACUCUCACGAAGACCAGAUCUUUGCGCUAUGACACAUCAUGCCUUCGCAUUUGACGAGGAGCUUCAGCGACACUUCAUCCGGGCAUAUCAGUUUGAUCCGGACUUCGGCACGCUCUAUGCACAGCUAUCUUCGGAUCACCCGCCGGCCAGCCAUUACUGCAUUGUCGACGGGUACUUGCUCCUCCACUCGAGAGGCAAGGACUUACUAUGUGUCCCACGCAACCUUCGUCUUCGGACUCGCCUCCUCGGCAAGUAUCAUGAUUCACGACUCGCCGGCGAUUUCGGAGUGAACCGCACUAUUGCACGACUUCGACAGCGAUUCCGAUGGCCUGACCUCAUUACCGAUGUCACUCAGUAUUGCGACUCUUGCGAAGUUUGCCGACGCAGCAAGCCCCGCAACCGCAAUCCCUACGGCGAGUUACACCCGAUGCCUAUUCCACGGGAACCCGGUCUCUCCAUUGCCAUGGACGUCACCGGUCCGUUUCCUCGCGACCGGCUCGGGCACGACGGUAUCCUCACGGUUGUGGACCGAUUGAGUAAGUACGCACGUUUUCUUCCUUGCAAGUACCACUCCACGGCUCCCGAGCUGGCACGCCUUCUGCACAUGGGUUGGAUUUGUGGCUACAGUGUACUAGAAGACAUUGUCAGCGACCGCAACACUCGUUUCAUGUCAGCGUUUUGGACUGCUCUCAUGCAGGAGUCCGGCAUAACCAUGAAACCAAGUUCGGCUUGGCACCCUCAGACAGACGGGCAGACGGAGCGGGCACAUCAAACCUCUCAAAUGAUGCUUCGUACGCUCAUCCGUUCGGACCUGAAAGAUUGGGUUGACCGCCUCCCCGACAUCGAGUUCGCCUACAACACUUCGGUGCACCCGGCGAUCGGCGUGACUCCAUUCGAGUUGCACCACGGUGGACGGAAAGGCCGUAUCUUCGCCGACCUUCUCCUCCCUCGACCAGCCGACAUUGACGUUGCCUGCUCUCUCGCUUCCGUCCGGAAGCACAGGGAAUUGCUGACUCAAGCCCGCGCAAAUAUGCAAAAGGCUCAAGUUCGCAUGCAGCAGCAAGCCAACAGGCGUCACGUACCAUGUCCCAUUCGCGCCAGUGAUCUGGUUUGGGUCUCCGCGGAAGAGUUUGCACUGGAACAGGAUGUUUCACGCAAACUGCUUCCCACGUGGUUUGGACCCUGGUCUGUGACAGCAGCCGCGGGCGAUGAGCGCGAUGGCCCUUCAUUUGUGAUCAACAUUCGAGAGCAUAUGACGGUCCAUCCGGUCUUCCACGCCUCGAAGCUGGCAACAUACACGCCAGCCGAGAGCGACGACUUUCCGGGCCGACGAUCGCAGGACCCUCCUUCUAUGGAUGGCCAUCAGGAAGUUGACCGCGUCAUCUCCGAUCGCAAGUACGGCAGCAAGCCGCGGCAGUACAAAGUCACAUUCAAAGCAUGCGAUCGCGACGACACUCGGUGGAUWUCAGGCGCAGAUUUAAAAGCAUCCGCACCGCUGAUCAACGCGCAUUAUGAAAAGCGGAGGUUAGCUCAGGAAGCUUCACGACAAGUCCCUCCCACCCGGACUGUGGUCCCUCCCUCAGACAGACAGCUUCGCCCUCGCAGCCAACCCAUGCCAGACGGUGACAUCGCCUUCCUCCCCGUCAGCAGCUCCAGCAGGAUAACGCCGAAGGCGUACACGUGUCACGUCUAUCUUCUCCGACAAAAUCCCCGACCUUAUGUACGCCAUGUACCCGAAAGUUCCCGCCAUGUGCGACGUCUUCACCACGGUCUCGUGCUCUGUCCCAAGAACCCUCUCUCUGAUGGUCCGCUAUCGAAUACCAAAGUCCGCUACAAGGACCCGCAUCUUCUUCCCGGCGCCAUCGCCAAGAAGCAGGUUGCUGCUCUUGAUGUCCCGGUGGAUGAUCGGGGGAUCGGCACCGUCGUGAAGGUAGGGCAAGCCCUUGAUGAUCUGCAAGGCGAUGCACAAUCGCUCCAUCAGCGUCAGAGGUGGGAGAAGGGGUCUAGCGGGGACAGCUUUCUCUCUUGUGUGAAGGCGAGCGUACACACUGCCGCCUGCGAAGUAGGGAUAGACCAAGAUGGAACGAUUUCACGAGGUUGGCGUGCCGGAGUCUGCUCAACGUGUUCACCUCCGCGAGGAACAUGCGGCGCUUGGCCGGAUUAAGUUCGCCCGACAUCAGCUUGAUUGCCACUUGCUGAUUUUCGCCGAUCGAUCCCCAGUAAACGUCGCCGAAAGCC
Molecule: messenger RNA, 5686 nt
Organism: Chara braunii
Lineage: Eukaryota; Viridiplantae; Streptophyta; Charophyceae; Charales; Characeae
Source: the annotation of a GenBank genome assembly